AUGGAUGGAAAAUGUCAACAACAGCCUGAUGAAAAUGAAAAUUUUUACAUUAAAAUGAUUUUGUUUAUUUUUAACGAAAGUGAUAAUAAUUCGGGAAAUCAACAAAUAAGACUUUGCGAAAUAACAAGAACGUCGGGAUCAUGCGGAUUUAAUUUAACUAAAAGUAAAUGGGAUCCUUAUCCUUGGGUUAGUAACGUAGAUUGUGGAUCUCCAGCAGAAAAUGCUGGAGUACAAACUGGAGAUUGUUUGUUAGAAGUUAACGGUGAAGAUGUUUUGGGAUUAAGGGUUGUCGAAGUCGCCAGCAAAGUUAAAGCAAGGGAUGAAAAAGUUACCGUUAUGCUUUGGAAUUCUGGAGUGGAUUCAAAUUGUUCAUCCGAGACAUUAUGCUGUGGACCAAUGCCCACGAAUUUACAAAGAUUAUCAUCAUGCAUGAGUAAUAUUGUGGCAGCUCUGGAGUGUCCGAUAUGCCUGGAAACGAUUCCGGCUCCAGCACAUCAAUGCGUUAACGGUCAUUUAAUUUGUUUCAAAUGUCGUAUAAAAACAGAAAAAUGUCCCGUUUGCCGUAUAAAAUUAUCCAGAGGAAGAAGUCUUCUUGCAGAUCAAGUUUAUAAUUCAUUAAUAGAUGCAUUCGAUUUAAGAAAUCAAGAAGAAUCGAAAAGGAGGAAAAUAUUAAAGCAAAAAUUAUUCGGACAUAAAAAUGGUUCAACUAAAAAUAAAAUUCCAGAUGUUAAAUUUAGCAUUAUUAAUUCUCCAGCGAGUAAAUUUUUAAAUAAAAUAAUGAAAACGGGAAAAUGUUCGUCGGCUGAAAAUUUGAGCAUAACGAGUUCAACGGAAAAAAUUUCAAAACUUUUAUUAACUCCUCAAGAUGAUUUACAUUUGGGUCUUAAAUCAAAAUCCCUUUCCACCAAUGAAAUAUUUGAAAUAGAUACUCAACAUUUCACCAGGACACCAUCCAUUUUAUCAAGUAGACCUGGAAGCGGUCUUUUAGAUGUUCAAUCUUUAACAUAUUCAAAAAAAUCUGCUUCUUGUCACGGAUCUGCUCAUGAUUUUCACAAAAAAUUAAUGGCGGAAAUAAAAAAUAAAGAAUUAUUAAGAGAAAAAGAAAAUUGUUGUUGUCCUUGCGACCCUACAUGCGAAAAUGAAAUGACGCCCAGUACCUUGAUGAAACACAUACAAGAAUAUCAUGAGGGUCCAGUUUUACACUUUUUAAAACCUCAUGUCGAAUUAUUAUUACCUUUACCUUAUCCAAAUACGACCGUACUAACCGUUACUUCUUAUAAUACAGUAUUUAUUAUUAAAAUUUUAGAUUAUUCCUGUAAAAGUGAUAAUAAUUACUUAUGGAUAUGGAGUUUGAAUUCUGAUAAAAACUUCAUGGCUAAUGUGACAAUUCAAGAAGAAAAACUAAUUAUCACAUCAGAAUGUUCUGUCAUACCGAUUCAGUCUGUUGGUUGGCAAAAAAUUGUUAAUGAAAAUUUGGGAUUUUUAAUUAAUUCUCAAGAAAAUGGAAUGAAAUUACAAAUUGAAAUACUACCACAUAAUUAUUAA
Pediculus humanus corporis (human body louse) is the source of this 1545-nucleotide messenger RNA. RefSeq lists its product as uncharacterized. Gene Ontology annotation, molecular function: ubiquitin conjugating enzyme binding; ubiquitin protein ligase activity. Gene Ontology annotation, biological process: proteasome-mediated ubiquitin-dependent protein catabolic process; multicellular organism development. NCBI's taxonomy places the organism in Eukaryota, Metazoa, Arthropoda, Insecta, Psocodea, Pediculidae. Gene Ontology annotation, cellular component: cytoplasm. The record is from RefSeq and is a predicted model, not a curated record. The coding region runs from base 1 to 1545 and encodes 514 amino acids. The transcript is spliced from 3 exons.